GAUUCAGGGUUUAACGUUGUAGGAGGAAGCAACUGAUGGGUUUUACUUCUCCAUUGCAACGCCUCUAAUUCUCUUCUGUGCUCUCUGGAAUCUCUGAAACGAGGUUCUGAGACUCGCUAAUCUGAGUUAACCAGGACGAUUUCGACUCACAAAUGUACAGAAAGAGAGCUACACUCCUCACCAUCAACUCUGUUACAUUCGCAGCCUUGUCUGAGGUACGUAGAUCACGCAAUUCCUUGUAUUCUAUUAAAGCCUUUGGGUUUGUGAGAAAUCUCAGCACUGCAACUGAAAGAUUUGAUUUUCAAAACCCUAAUGGGUCUACUGGUGAAAAAUGUGUAGAAUAUCAACAAAACCCUAGCGGGGUUUAUGGUGAAAAUCCAAACCAUGUAGAGUUUCAGCAAAAUCCAAAUGGGUUUUAUAAGGGAAACGCAAUAGGGGUUCAGAAAAGCCCUAGAAUUGGAUUUCAAAAUAACCCUGUUGGGCAAAAUGGGAAUUUUUCUAGUGGGUAUUGUAGAGAAAGCAACAGAAAUGAAUUUCAGGGGAACCCAAUUGAGCAAAAGGGGAACUUUAGGAGUAAUUAUGGUGGAUAUAACAUGGAGAGUUUGGGGACUUCACUGAAAAGUUCAAAUGGGUUGUCUGGAGAGCACAUGAGUGUACAAAAUCCAUAUGGGUCUUAUAGAGAAGGGCAAUUAGUAGUUCAACAGAAUCCAAAUGGAUUUCAUGGACAGAGUAAGUUAGGGUUUUCAGGAAGAGUGAAUGGGCAUUAUGGAGAAAGUGUUGGACAAUUUCAGCGGAGUGCAAGUGAUGAUUACUCAGGAAACACUGGAGUGUCUCAGCAGAAGACAAAUAACUACUCCCUGGGAAACACGAGAACUACCCAACAAAGUCCUGAUAACUAUUACUCGCGAGGCACCGAAAUGUCUCAGCAGUACCCACACAACUAUUCCAGGAGCAAGGAUGGAACUAAUUGGCAAAAUCCAAGUGUGAGUGGUCAUUACUCAGGAAACACUGGAGUAUCUCAACAAAACCCAAUUAACCCUUACAUGGGAAACACAGGAAUGACCCAACAAUACCCUGGUAACUAUCGCCCAGGAAGCACCGGAAUAUAUCAGCAUGGCACGGGUACCCAGUAUGCAGGCAGCGAUGGAGUGUACCAGCAAAGCACAAGUGGGUACCUUGGAGAGAGUGCUGGAACUCCAAAUAGGUAUGCAAUGCAAAAUAUUGGAGAAGAUCGUCAGAACCCGAGUGGAAUUUACAAUGCUAAUACUAAUGCUGGGACUUACCAGAAUAUGUCAAACGAGUUGCAGAGUGGAAUGAUGGAUUCUCAAGUAUCAAAUGAUUAUAAAGCUGGUGGAGAAUCAGUUGAAGCUGCAGAAAGUAGACAAUAUAGUGGCACUGUUGAGGAGUUGGAUGGUUUUUGCAAGGAGGGCAAACUAAAGGAAGUUGUGGAAUUGUUGGGAUUAUUAGAGGGGAAGCAUAUCCCAGUGGAUUUGCCCCGAUACCUAAUGUUGAUGAAGGCAUGUGGGGAGGCCAAAGCUCUACAGGAAGCAAAAUAUGUUCACGAGCAUCUCAUGAGAUCAGUUUCCAUUCCAGAAGUCAGCACUUAUAACAGGAUCCUAGAGAUGUAUGGAAAAUGUGGUUCCAUGGAUGAUGCAUUUACAGUGUUUGAUAAAAUGCCACGGCGCAAUCUGACUUCUUGGGACACCAUGAUAACUUGGCUUGCCAAUAAUGGUCAUGGAGAGGAUGCUAUUGAAUUGUUCACUCAAUUCAAGAAAGCAGGACUGAAACCUGAUGGGGAAAUGUUUUUUAGGGUCUUUUCUGCUUGCAGUGUCUUGGGGGAUGUAAUUGACGGAAUGUUGCACUUUGAAUCUAUGAGAAAGGAUUAUGGCAUUGUUCCAUUGAUGGAGCAUUAUGUGAGUGUAGUGGACAUGCUCGGAAGUGCAGGGUAUUUGGAUGAAGCGUUGGAGUUCGUUGAAAAAAUGCCAGUGGAACCGAGUGUAGAAGUUUGGGAAACUUUGAUGAAUCUUGGUAGAGUUCAUGGGAACACAGAGCUUGGCGAUCGUUGUGCUGAGCUUGUUGAGCUCAUGGACCCCUCUCGCUUGAAUGAGCAAUCGAAGUCGGGCCUUAUACAAGUGAAAGCUCCAGACCUUGCAAAAGAAAAGGAGAAGAAGAAAUUGGCAAAUGAAAAUCUUCUUGCAGUCAGGAGUAGGGUUCAUGAGUAUAGAGCUGGAGACAGAUCUCACCCUGAGAAUGAUAGGAUCUAUGCACAACUUAGGGGGAUGAGGGAGCAGAUGAAAGAAGCUGGUUAUGUGGCAGAGACUAGAUUUGUGCUCCAUGACAUAGACCAAGAAGGUAAAGAGGAAGCUCUUCUUGCUCAUAGCGAGAGACUUGCUGUUGCUUAUGGUUUCCUAACCACCCCUGCUCGUGCGCAAAUUCGGAUAAUCAAGAACCUUCGUGUUUGUGGUGACUGCCAUAGUGCAUUGAAGAUCAUUUCAAAGCUGGUUGGCAGGGAACUUAUCAUACGAGAUGCUAAGAGGUUUCACCAUUUCAAAGAUGGAUUGUGUUCUUGCCGUGAUUAUUGGUGAAUGAAUCCUUUUGAGAUACAUUUAAUUUAGAUCUUACCAGAAAAAAGAACCACAAGCAUGCCUUACAAGGAAACUGAUGAGGAGAGUGAUAAAGUGCACGUAUGAAGCAUCUUGCAAGCGACUUAAAUUUUUUCAUGAGGUUUGAAUAGCCUGAGCCUUUUGCAUUUGCAUUAAUGGCGAGGUGAAUAGUACUUAGAUGUCAUGCAGCGAGGUUCUGAAUUAUUUAUUAACCUGCUGUUUGGAAACUUAUUAUUUCUUGGUCUAGUCACUAGCCUGAUAUAAUUUAUUAACCUGUUGUCAAUAUAUUGAAAACUCUUCAAUUUAUAUUACGAGUAUACAUGAUUCGAAUCCGAAGUUCAGAGAUGAUCAUUGCUUGCCUGUGAACUUGUUAUUGUUACCAUAUGUGGAAUGAAUGAGAAUCAACUUUGAA
Molecule: messenger RNA, 3015 nt
Organism: Camellia sinensis
Lineage: Eukaryota; Viridiplantae; Streptophyta; Magnoliopsida; Ericales; Theaceae
Gene: MEF8S
Product: Pentatricopeptide repeat (PPR) superfamily protein
Biological process (GO): RNA modification
Molecular function (GO): protein binding; RNA binding; zinc ion binding
Source: RefSeq, a predicted model, not a curated record